Molecule: messenger RNA, 2079 nt
Organism: Penicillium longicatenatum
Lineage: Eukaryota; Fungi; Ascomycota; Eurotiomycetes; Eurotiales; Aspergillaceae
Product: DUF2264 domain-containing protein
Exons: 1
Coding region: 1-2079 (692 amino acids)
Source: RefSeq, a predicted model, not a curated record
AUGCCCCCUCUCUCAGGAUUUUCCGACAAUCAAUUCUGCGACCGGAAAGAUGUCUUGCUAGCAACUCAAGCUCUCGUCGGCGCGUUAAUGCCAUACUUUUCUUCAGGGAAAGCUCGUGUCCAGCUACCUAUUUACUCCGGUGCCCACUUUGACGAAGCCGCGGCACAGCUCGAAGGCUUCGCACGACCAAUAUGGGCCAUAGCUGCAGCUGUCGCCAGCCCCACCAACGAAAGUACUCCAGACAUUGCCAAUUAUUGUGAUCGAUUGGUGACUGGCCUUGCGAACGGAGUCAACCCCGAACAUCCCGAAUACUGGGGUGCAGUAGGAGACUGGGACCAGCGGAUGGUCGAGGCGGAGCCCAUUUCAUUUGCGCUUCUCAUCGCUCCCAAGAGAUUUUACGAGACUUUGUCGGCAACCAGCCGGCGACAUCUAUCGGAUUGGCUCUUUGGCCUGAACGGCAAGGUCAUGCCCGUGAACAACUGGAGGUGGUUUCGCGUAUUUUCAAACCUUGCCUUGUGCCGAGUGUGCGGUGUGCCUUUUGAAGACAUCAGAGACCAUAUCGAUGCUGAUUUUGCUGUACUUGAUCAAUUUGAGAUUGGUGAUGGCUGGUCUGCUGAUGGCAUAUGGAGAGCGGACGAUUCUCCGGCACACGAAGCCUACAGCAGACAAGCGGACUAUUAUUCGGGAAGUUUUGCAAUCCAGUUCAGCCAGCUGCUGUACUGCAUCGUAGCUGCAGAAACUGACCCCGAUCGAGUCGUGCGAUAUCGUCAACGAGCAAAAGACUUUGCUCGGCAAUUUUGGCGCUUUUUCGAUCAAGACGGCGCUGCAAUUCCGUUCGGUCGCUCUAUGACUUAUCGAUUCGCAACGGCUGCCUUUUAUUCGGCAUUUGCCCUGGCACAGUGCUGUGAUUCAGACAAAUACACGUCUGUGGGCUUUGUCAAGGGGAUGCUUUUUCGUCAUUUAAGGUGGUGGGCAAGACACUCGAGGGAUAUUUUUGCCACGGACGGGACCCUGAAUAUAGGAUACACUUAUCCAAACAUGUUCAUGUGCGAAGACUACAAUUCACCUCAGUCACCCUACUGGGCUAUGAAAUCAUUCGUGGUACUGGCGCUACAAGAUAACGAAAAUUUUUGGGCAGAGGCUGAAAAUUCUCAUCCUUUGGCUGCUUCGAAUACUCAUUCACGUACUGCCGGUGUUGAACUGGUCCACCCACCACUUCAAAUACUUUGCAAUCAGCCAAAGGGCCAACACCAUUUUAUGCUUUCUGGUGGUCAAUUCUGCAAAUGGCCUUUGAAAGCAACACAAGCCAAGUACAGCAAAUUUGCAUAUUCUUCCGCCUUUGGCUUCAGUGUUCCGACUGGAGGGGUGUUGACCCAGAUUGCUCCAGAUAGUACUCUCGCUCUUAGUCGAGACGCAGGAGAAUCGUGGACUACGCGAUGGGAGACAACUGGCAAUCCUCGGUUCAUGACCCUAUCCUUUGGCGGUGCCGAGGUUCAGUGCCUUCAAAGUGUAUGGAGACCAUGGAAAGUUGGUGAUAUCGAGAUUGAAACGACUCUUAUCCCCCCGUCUGAUUCCUAUCCAGACUGGCACGUCAGGAUCCAUCGUAUCAGGAAUCUCAAGAGGGAACCCACGGACUCCAUCAGGUUGAAUACUGUUGAAGGGGGAUUUGCAGUGCAAGCAAAGCGACCGAGGCAGAUGUCACAGUUGACGGAAGACUGGAAGAGCACCUCUGAGCAUGGAGGAGUGUCAGAAAGCAAUGACAGCUCGCUCGUCUUCAGUGAUGCCGGCAUCUGUGGUGUGAAGAACCUUCUUUCGGAACGCGCUGGCGCUGCGGAGGGCAAGAUCUUGAAAUCGGACCCAAAUACAAAUCUGGUGGAGCCUAAGACAUUGAUACCAACAGUUCAACAUAAUAUCGAGAUACGUUCAGGGCUCGAUGCCACCAUUGCUUCAGGGGUCUUUGCGAUUGCGAAGGGUGUGAAAUGUCUGACCCAGGAAGAGCUUCGAGAAAGAUGGCUCCGACACCCUAGUCUUGAAUCGGAGCAAGUGCGAUUAAUUGGGGAGAAUAAUCGAUUCAAUUAG